Haliotis rubra (blacklip abalone) is the source of this 1117-nucleotide messenger RNA. RefSeq names its product innexin-11-like. The record is from RefSeq and is a predicted model, not a curated record. Bases 109 to 1113 code for a protein of 334 amino acids. The transcript is spliced from 2 exons. NCBI's taxonomy places the organism in Eukaryota, Metazoa, Mollusca, Gastropoda, Lepetellida, Haliotidae.
ACAACCGCAGCACGGGAUGAGUUAUUAGAGUUUGUUAUCCAGAAUCAGAACGGGAUAUUUUUGGUCCUGCGUCUUGGUUGCUGAAUCCUACGACUACAGCCGCAGAAAAUGUUUUGGAAGAGACGGAGAGACGAGGAUGAUGUAGAUCGCCUCAACCGCAUCUGGACCAUGCUGAUCUUAGUGGUGAUAGGGAUAGCCGCCUUAGUCUACGUCUCUGUCUUCCCUGAUUCCGCCAUUACCUGUGUACCAAUGGAUGAGCAGACAAAACUCGAUACCUUACAAUAUGCUCUGAAAUACUGCCUCGAUGAAGGAUCAUUCUCGGAAUACCGUUAUAGUGAACUCAUAUUCUCCUAUCACACGUUUGUACCCCUGUUUAUGUUCUACCAGGCCUUUGCUUUCAUUGCACCCCAUCUCCUAGCACAGUUCCUGAAGAGACUCCUCGGAUCAGACUCCGAGUUCCUCUUCCUUUAUGCAGAGACCUACAAACCUGAGACCAGCUCGGAUGCGACCUUUAUGUCCCGAGUGGUAUCCCCACCAUCCCCAUGCGUCUUGAACACUGUGAUCUUCUUGUUAAAGAAAGCUCUGUAUCUCCUCAACUCAUUCAUCCAGUUAGUUAUAAUCGGAUUGCUUUUUUCACCAGAUAAACCUUUCGAGGCAAUCAGGGAUCAAUACUCCAAAGGCACAUCGGAGACUCCCUUUCCACGAUAUGGAAGAUGUAGAUUUGAUAUCAGAGGCAAAAGCACACAACACUACCAAUGUGCCUUUCACAUCAAUGCAGUGUAUCUCAAAGUGUACAUGUUCCUGUUCUACUGGCUUCUAAUCCUGGCAGUGGCGAACCUGGUUAGUCUUAUCGUGUGGAUCCUCUUACUCCAUGUUCCCCGGCUGACAUCAGGGAAGAUCAAGCUGUACACCCUCACAUCCCCUGAUAGUGAUUCGUACUCACUGGAGAAGCAAAACGUAUUUGUGAAGGAGUAUCUCGGGAUGGACUACCUGUUGAACCUUCUCCUGGCACAGUCCACAGACAGAGAACCUGUAGCUGCAGAUCUCACCAUGAAACUGUGGCAGUCCUACAAGCACACUCCCGCGCCUGACCUGGAGACGAGUCAGAUAUAGACAA